Molecule: messenger RNA, 745 nt
Organism: Lotus japonicus
Lineage: Eukaryota; Viridiplantae; Streptophyta; Magnoliopsida; Fabales; Fabaceae
Exons: 2
Coding region: 218-646 (142 amino acids)
Source: RefSeq, a predicted model, not a curated record
GCCCAAUCUUGGUGUUAAAUUAGGGUUCUUCGCUUCUGUAUAAAACCAGUCAGUGCAAGCUUUCAUCACCGCCUCAUCCAAUUGUUCAAAGGCAACGAUAAACCCUAGCCUCGACGGCGAGGCUGAAUCAAUCGCCGACGGUCGUAAUUCUCCGUUGUGUUUUAUGUGAAUGUUAAUGGGUUACUGAAUUUGAAGUAGAAAAGUGAAAAUUGUGGAGAUGGAACAACUUCCGGCCUCAAAUUUACCAUCUAAACCAGGGAUUAAAGCUAAACCAAACAUUAAGAAGCUUCCAUCGCCGAGGGAAUUGAUAUCCCACUAUGAAUCUCAAGGGAUGGAGACUGAAGAAGCCUCCUUGAAGGUCAUAGAGGAUCUUCAGAAGGCAUUGUUUGGGGUAAUUUCCUCUGGUAGAGGUAAAAAGGAUAAGCUUUUAAGUGAUUCUUCUAGGAAGAUGGAUGCGGUUAAUAGCAGACUUGCCAUUCUUGACAUGAAGCUUGACUCAAAGCCUGGGUAUGUAGAGACUUUUGCAAUUGGGGUUGCCUCAGGCGCUGCCCUUAAAGGAAUUGGGGCUGUUUUGCCUCAUAUCAUUGGCCCUCUUUCUCAGAUUUGGAAUUCUGUAACUAUAGCCUCUAAAUCUUCUCCUCAAUGAUGUUUAAUUUGUCAAUAUGUACCAUUUGUAGUUGUGAUUGAAUAAAAUUUUGAUUCAGAACAAAUUAUUCUUCAAUACAGAAGUGCAAUUCCAGCUCCA